This is a messenger RNA of Ictalurus furcatus (blue catfish), 2623 nucleotides long. RefSeq names its product zinc finger protein OZF-like. The record is from RefSeq and is a predicted model, not a curated record. Bases 1 to 1593 code for a protein of 530 amino acids. NCBI's taxonomy places the organism in Eukaryota, Metazoa, Chordata, Actinopteri, Siluriformes, Ictaluridae. Gene Ontology annotation, biological process: regulation of transcription by RNA polymerase II. Gene Ontology annotation, molecular function: DNA-binding transcription factor activity; RNA polymerase II cis-regulatory region sequence-specific DNA binding. The transcript has a single exon.
AUGUACCUUGACAAACACAUCAAAAGAUGCCACUACGAGGAAUAUGUGAGACUGCAGAAAUUUGGAGAGAUUAUAUCUGAGGUUCAGAGGCCCACAAAAGGCUCAAAUAGUCAGCAAAUGUCAUCUGUCACUCUUAGUUCAGACACUUCUCCCAGAGAAAUGCAGAAGGAAAUUCACCACUGUGCAGACUGUGGAAAAAGAUUUACUCGACAGGGUAAUCUUCAACGACACCAGCACAUUCACUCAAGAGAGAAACCGUAUAACUGCUCAGAGUGUGGAAAGAGUUUUAAUCGAAAGGAUCAUCUCCAACAACACCAGCGUAUGCACGCAGGAGAGAAGCUGCAUCACUGUUCAGAGUGUGGAAAGAGUUUUACUGAUCAGAUUCAUCUCCAACAACACCAGCGCAUUCACACAGGAGAGAAGGCAUAUCACUGCUCAGAGUGUGGAAAGAGUUUUACUGAUCAGAGUUCUGUACAGCGACACCAGCGGAUUCACACAGGAGAGAAGCCUUAUCAAUGCUCACAGUGUGGAAAGAGGUUUCGUCAUCAGGGUAAUCUUCAACGACAUCAGCGCAUUCACACAGGAGAGAAGCCGUAUCAUUGCACGCAGUGCGGAAAGAGUUUCUCUCAACAGAGUCAUUUCCAGCAACAUCAGCGCAUUCACACAGGAGAGAAGCCGUAUCACUGCCCACAGUGUGGAAAGAGUUUUACUCAUCAGGAUAAUCUUCAACUACACCAGCGCGUUCACACAGGAGAGAAGCCGUAUCACUGCUUGCAGUGUGGAAAAAGGUUUAGUCAUCAGAGUAAUCUUCAACGACACCAGCGUAUCCACACAGGAGAGAGGCCACAUCGCUGCUCGCAGUGUGGGAAGAGUUUUAUUCAAAAGGCUGAACUUCAAUUACACCAACGCAUCCACACAGGAGAGAAGCCAUAUCAAUGCUCAGAGUGUGGCAAGAGUUUCUCUCACAAGGAUUAUCUCAAACAACACUAUCACAUUCACACAGGUGAGAAGCCAUAUCUGUGCUCACAGUGUGGGAAGAGUUUUAUUCAGAAGAGUGCUCUACAGCAACACGAGCGCAUUCACACAGGAGAGAAGCCGUAUCACUGCUCGCAGUGUGAAAAGAGUUUUACUGACCCGAGAAAUCUUAAACAACACCAGCGUAUCCACACAGGAGAGAAGCCACAUCACUGCUCACAGUGUGGGAAGAGUUUUAUUCAAAAGAUUGAACUUCAGUUACACGAGCGCGUCCACACAGGAGAGAAGCCGUAUAAAUGCUCACAGUGUGGGAAGGGUUUUAAGCGAAAGGAUCAUCUCCUACAACACCAGAGCAUUCACACAGGAGAGAAGCCGUUUCACUGCUCACACUGUGGAAAAAGUUUUACUCAAAGGGGUGCACUUCAACAGCACGAGCGCAUUCACACAGGAGAGAGGCCACAUCACUGCUCUCAGUGUGGGAAGGGUUUUAUCCAAAAGAUUGAACUUCAAUUACACCAGCGCAUCCACACAGUAGAGACGCCAUCUCCUACAACACCAGAGCUUUCACAUAGUAGAGAAGCUGUAUCACUGUUCACAGUGAAGGAAGAGUUUUACUGACCCCAGUAGUUUCCGAAGGCAUCAGAGCAUUCACACAACUGCUUGAAGGCAUCAGAGCAUUCACACAGAAGCCUGCUUAAAAUAUAAUUUCUCACAGGACCAGGCUUGUGUGACAUAACAAUUUAACCUACACAGUCUUUACACAAUAUUACACUUCCCUCAUAUCUAGUGGUGUUUAUUCUGAUUAUUCUGUAUUACCAUACCUACCAACCUUUACACUUAGAAAUGUGAACUUUAGCAGGAAAAAACAAAAACAGAACUUUCAGUUUUUGGCAGAAAUUAACAAAGGCUGAAAUGUUUGAUCUUAAAAGUUUUAAUAGGCCUACAACAAAGUGUCAAAUCUUGACACUUAACUGACAAUUUAUGUUAAUGUUGAUAAUUAGAAUGUGACUAGAUAUGCUUUUUUGCUCUUUUACACAAUCAAUACUCACACUGGGCCUCAUUUAUCAAGAUGGAUAUGAAUAGAUUCAUUCAAAAUUUGUGUAUAGGAGCAUUUACACAAUUUGGUAUUAAUGGAAAACCUGAAAGUUCUGCAAAAUGUUUAUAUCCUACUCAUGCUUGUGUGUGUGUGUGUGUGUGUGUGUGUGUGUGUGUGUGUGUGUGUAAAUAUAUGCAUAAAACAUGAACUAAUGUAAACAUAAUUUGUUCAGGUUUGUUCAAAUAAUCUAAUUUGCUAUGAGUUACUGCGAUUUUAUAAAUGUCUUACACUGUCACUUUUACACCUACAGUAUAAGAUUAAAUAGCUUUUUUUUUUUUUACAUUUACCCAUACCAAAUUAACAUUUUGUGAAGCUUAGUCAUUUCAUAUUAAUGUUAUUACUGGGUUUUAUAAAAAUCAAGAAAGCAAUCCAGUGUGCAGUGCUGUGCAAAAGUCAUAGGCACAUGUUAAGAGCAGCUGUAGAGCAAGAAAGUCUUCAGAAUAAUAGAUAAAUAAUAAAAAGUAAGCACUAAACGGUUCUACAUUUUGAAAACAAUUAUAAAGAGCAGUGAACAGUAGCAAACUAAAGGUCAAUAUUUACUGUGGCAACCUU